Messenger RNA from Prorocentrum cordatum, 821 nucleotides. Lineage: Eukaryota; Dinophyceae; Prorocentrales; Prorocentraceae. The record is from the annotation of a GenBank genome assembly.
UCCGCCUCUUCCUCCUCCUCCUCCUCCUCCGACGUCGGAUUUUGUUCUGACGAAGCCCCCCGUGGGCGCCCUGCCCGGCUCCCUCGGCUGCGCUGGCCGGCGCGCCCGUGGCCGGGCGCGGGGCGCGGGGCUCGGGCAUCUUUCUCGGCGAAACGGCGCCUUUUUUUUCGGAGGGUUCGGCCUCCUCCUCCUCGGCCCUGUCCCUCCUCGCGUCGUUUGUCUUGCGCCCCUAGCGCCCUCCCCCUCCUCCUGCUCGGUUGAAGCGCAGCAGUUUUUUCAAAUGGCGUGCGAGAGUCUGGUACUCCCUCCGGCCUGCGAGCCGCAGCCCCUGGACCCAGACCGAGGGGGAACCGGACCUGCGAUCGUCGCUGCCGGCCGCCUCUGCACUGCCAGGGUGGCGGGCGCGCGUCGGGCCCAGAGGCUGGAGGACGGCCUCCAUGGGGCUUCGGCCGAUCCCGCUGGCCACCCGCAGAGCCUCCAAAAUCUACCUCUCGUGGGUCAGCUCGCCUCCAGGACGGCCAGGAGGCCUCGCCGCCGCAGCCGCGUUCCUGCGGCAAGGCUGGCGAAGCAAGCCACCUGCUCAGAGGCCCGUCGGCCCCGAGCACGUCUCGACGCACGGCUCGUUGGCCGUGCCGGCAGCUCUGGCGGAGGAACGGCUUCAGGCACCUCCUCCCAGAGCCCGCUGCGGUAGGGAUCCUGAGGGCCCGCCUCCGCGGCGCGUGCCGGCUCCGCCACAACUUCCGACGCUCCCGAGCCUUGCCGGAGCGCCUCGCCACGCCGGGGCGUGCAGCAGGCGUCGCCGCGCCCUCUCCUCCAUCUCC